Molecule: messenger RNA, 6022 nt
Organism: Pristis pectinata (smalltooth sawfish)
Lineage: Eukaryota; Metazoa; Chordata; Chondrichthyes; Rhinopristiformes; Pristidae
Product: thrombospondin-2-like
Exons: 22
Coding region: 176-3703 (1175 amino acids)
Biological process (GO): cell adhesion; negative regulation of angiogenesis
Cellular component (GO): extracellular region
Molecular function (GO): protein binding; calcium ion binding
Source: RefSeq, a predicted model, not a curated record
GGCUACUCUUGGGCUGCUAGUUAGCGCAGCGGCAGACAUGCCCCAGUGAGUGAGAAGGGAGAGAGACAGACACAGAGUAACCAGCGAGCCUCCCCAACACACACAUACACACACACACAUCCCCCGUCAACAGAUCACUUGCUACAUCGAACACAGACUUCAAACACCGGGGCUGAUGGUGCCGAGCGAAGAGUUGCGUUGGCUCCUGCUUUUGAUGCUGGUGUUGGGAGCCAGGGGUCAGUCUGUCGAUGUUGUCCCCGAAGAGGAGGUCACCUUCGAUCUGUUCACCAUCAGCAAUGUGAAUCGACACACGGUUGGAGUGAAGCUCUUUCGAGGUCCCGACCGCAACACCCCGGCUUUCAGGUUCAGCAGAUUCGACCAGAUCCCAGCAGCUUCCAGCGAGAAGCUCCAGGAGAUCGUGAGGCUCAUGCAGUACCACGAGGGCUUCAUCUUGGUGGCCAGCCUAAGGCAAGACAGGAAGAGCCAGGGGACGUUACUGUCCAUCGAGGGCCCGGGUUACAAACGCCAGCUGGAGAUCAUCUCCAAUGGACUCGCUAACACCCUGGAUUUCCAGUACUCCGUGGAGAAGUCCCAGAAUCUGGUCUCCUUCCAGGAUGUGGACAUCGCUGAUUCCCAGUGGAAGAACAUCACCAUCCACGUGAACGGAGAGAACGCGUACCUCUAUGUGGGCUGUGAGCUUGCUGAUAGCUUCAUCCUCGAUGACCCUUUCUACGAACAACUGACCUCAACCAACAGCCGGCUAUACGUGGCCAAAGGACUCACUCCAGGCAAGAACUUCAAGGGUUUCCUUCAGAACGUCCAGUUUAUUUUUGGAUCUUCCCUGGCGGAUGUUCUCCAGAGUAAAGGCUGCCUUCAGCCAGCUGAAGCCACGAGCAGCCACGAGAGCCAAGAGUUUGCAGGUGUCAGCCCGGCCAUCAAGAAUGACUUAAUUGGCCACAAAACCAACAAAGUGGUGGAUUUCUGUGACCACUCCUGCUCCGAUAUCGGGAACAUGUUUAAGGAACUUCAUGGACUAAGGGUGCUUGUCAGCAACCUGGCUGAUGGGCUAGUUAAAGUGACGGAAGAAAACGUGAUAAUCCGUGACAUCCUGGAGGAGUCGCUGAGGAAGGUGCGUCCAGGGCAAUGUUGGCACAGCGGACGACUCUUCGACGACAAGGAGGAGUGGACCGUGGACAGCUGCACCAAGUGCACCUGCCAGGAUUUCAGUAUCAUCUGCCGCCGGAUUACCUGCCCACCUGUGUCGUGUGCCAGUCCCUCCUUCAUUGAGGGCGAGUGCUGCCCCUCCUGUCUCCCUAAAGACAGCGAAGACGGUUGGUCGCCGUGGUCGGAAUGGACAGAAUGCUCUGUAUCCUGUGGCACCGGGACGCAGCAGCGGGGAAGGUCGUGUGACCCCACCAGCAGCCUGUGCGAAGGCCCAUCGAUCCAGACAAAGUCCUGCCAGCCGGCGGAGUGCGACAAACGGAUUCGACAGGAUGGAGGCUGGAGCCACUGGUCACCGUGGUCUCCCUGCUCGGUCACCUGUGGAGACGGCAUCACCACCCGCAUCCGCCUCUGCAACUCGCCCGUGCCGCAGCUGGGUGGCCAGGACUGCCAGGGGAACGGUCGGGAGACGAAGCAGUGCAUGAAGGCCCCGUGCCCCAUUGACGGCAGCUGGAGCCCCUGGUCCCCCUGGUCAACCUGCACGGCCACAUGCGGCGGUGGACUCCAUGAACGCAAGCGGAACUGCAACAACCCCGUGCCCAAGUACGGUGGCAAGAAGUGCCUGGGAGACACCAAGGACAGUAAGCUAUGUAACAAGGAGCCCUGUCCCAUAGAUGGGUGUCUAUCCAAUCCCUGCUUCGCUGGGGUGGAGUGCAGCAGCUCCCCUGAUGGCUCCUGGGAAUGUGGCCCAUGUCCCGCUGGUUACCGGGGCAACGGCACCUUCUGCGUGGACAUCAAUGAGUGCGAGGAGGUCCCUGACGUCUGCUACCAAGUGCACGGCGUCCCGCGGUGUGUGAACACUGAGCCAGGGUUCCACUGCUUGCCCUGCCCUCCACGCUACAGAGGCAACCAACCCUUUGGUCUUGGAAUUGAAGCAGCCCAGACAGAUAAGCAAGUCUGUGAGCCCCACAAUCCCUGUAAGGACGGUUCUCACAACUGCCACAAGUUCGCCAGGUGCAUCUACCUGGGCAUUUUCAGCGAACCCAUGUACAAGUGCGACUGUCGGAUCGGAUAUGCCGGGGAUGGCAUCAUCUGCGGAGAGGAUUCCGACCUGGAUGGCUGGCCCAAUGAGCAUCUGGCCUGCACGGCCAAUGCCACCUACCACUGUAAGAAGGAUAACUGCCCUCACUUGCCCAAUUCUGGACAAGAGGAUUUCGACCAGGACGGAGAGGGAGACGCCUGUGAUAAGGACGAUGAUAAUGAUGGGAGAAACGACGAGCUAGACAAUUGCCCCCUGCUCUAUAAUCCCCGGCAGUCUGACUAUGACAAGGACGACGUGGGUGACCGGUGCGACAACUGCCCGUACGACCACAACCCGACACAGAUCGACACGGACGGGGACGGCGAAGGAGACGCCUGCUCCGUUGACAUCGACGGGGAUGGCAUCCUGAAUGAGGGUGACAACUGUCCCUAUGUUUAUAAUAUUGACCAGAGGGACACCGACAAGGAUGGUGUUGGAGACAUGUGUGACAACUGUCCACUUAUGCAUAACCCUGACCAGGAGGACUCCGACUCGGACCUGGUGGGUGAUCAGUGCGACGACAAUCAAGACAUUGACGAGGACGGCCACCAGAACAAUCUGGACAACUGCCCAUACAUCGCCAACUCCAACCAGGCCGACCACGACAAGGACGGGAGGGGAGACGCCUGUGACUCCGAUGACGACAAUGACGGGGUCCCUGACGAGAGGGACAACUGCCGCCUCGUCCCCAACCCUGACCAGAUCGAUGCCGAUGGUGAUGGGAGAGGGGACGCUUGCAAGGACGACUUUGACAACGACAGCAUCCCUGAUAUCUACGACGUGUGCCCUGAGAACAACGCUAUCAGCGAGACUGACCUGAGGAAGUUCCAGAUGGUCCACUUGGAUCCAAAGGGGACGACGCAGAUCGAUCCCAACUGGGUGGUGCGCAACCAGGGCAGGGAGCUGCUGCAGACUGCCAACUCUGACCCCGGCCUGGCUGUCGGCUUCGAUGAGUUCAACGCUAUCGACUUCAGCGGCACCUUCUACAUCAACACAGACCGCGACGAUGACUACGCUGGCUUUGUCUUUGGCUACCAGUCCAGCAGCCGGUUCUACGUGGUAAUGUGGAAGCAGGUCACCCAAACCUACUGGGAGGAGAAGCCGUCCAAAGCCCACGGAUACGCCGGUGUCUCCCUCAAGGUGGUGAACUCCACCACAGGUCGGGGAGAGCACCUGCGUAACGCGCUCUGGCAUACCGGCAACACCCCUGGACAGGUACGAACUCUAUGGCAUGACCCCAAGAAUAUUGGCUGGAAGGAUUACACCGCCUACAGGUGGCACCUGAUCCAUCGGCCCAAAACAGGCUUCAUCAGGGUGGUUGUCUAUGAAGGUAAACAAAUAAUGUCUGAUUCUGGUCCCAUCUAUGAUAAGACGUUAGCCGGUGGACGACUAGGGCUGUUUGUCUUCUCCCAAGAGGCCGUUUACUUCUCUGAUCUCAAAUAUGAGUGUCGAGAUAACUGAGUACUGCCUGCAGCACAGAUCAUGGAACCUUGAACAUGCUGCGCAGCCUCGUCACCUCAAUCAGACUGGCCGCCUCGACUCCCGCCCACUCUUUCCUCGCUCUCUCUCCCUGAGUGUAACCUCUGACGCCCCUCGCCUUCACCCCGCUGCCCCUACGGUUGACUGUGGUGACCCACCCUCGCUCUGUGCGCACUGGCUCUCUGGAUGGCCCGGCCCAAACGCAGCAACCGAGACCGCAGCAGCUGGAAGCUGACUGUUUCUCAACGUCUUGCACAGUGACUAUACCUAGAUAGAGGGAUUAGUGCUCAUUUAACAAACUUAUACCGCUAAGAUACGAGUCUGCCCCGACUGUUUUCUAAUGUCAUGGAAACUGAACAGCGGACUGUUUCUUGUUUAAAGAAAAGAACCUGAUUUAACAAUGUUUAAGAUGACAUUUUCUGGGAAACAAGAAUGAAUUACAAAAAAAAAGUUUUAAAACCACUUUGUUUAUAACUUUUUCUAUCACAUUUCACUGUCUGUACAUAGAAGCUUUCAGGUAUUAGCAUUACAACUAUUGCAAGUGACAGUAUCCAGCAGGCACUCUCUCUUUACCAUUUAAUCCUUCGUCUGAUGUGCUCGUUGCUUCCUCAGCUGGUCAGCACCAACUGAGUAAAAGUUACAGCUGGUAUUAAGGGGAUAGGGGCAAAGCAAAUAACACCAAUAAUGUAUCUGCUUAAUAUGAACAUAUAUGCAGAGAGAGAGAUAUAUUCUACAUAUAGCAUGUCGUUUUUGAGAAUCACUUUGUUCUGGAUAUUAUGCACAUUGCGGGCUCUUUCAGUGUUAAGCAACAUCUAUCAAGAAACUUUCAGACAUAAGAAGCAACUGACCCUCACCCUACCUUUGCUGUCACCUUCCCCCCUCCCCUCUCCUGAUUCGUUCCUUUCCCCACCACCUAAUUCUGGAUGAAGACAAUCCCAGCAGACCUAUAGGUCGACUUCAAGGGCGAAUGUCUUUCGAGGAUAAAAGAAAUGACACUUGCAGUUGGGGGGGAGGGGAAAAGAUGUGAAUAUUUAGAUUGUAUCAUAUUUUCCUAUUUAAUUUAUUUAUGGUUUUGCCUCUUUCUUUCUCUCUGCCUCUCUGUCUGUCUGUCUGUCUCUCUCUCUCUCUCUCUCUCUCCCUCUCUAUCUCUCACACAUUCUUUGCAAAAAAUGUUUGUGGGGAGCAGUGAAUUUUGCCAAAAACUGUAAAUAAUUUAUUUAUUUGUUUACACUGAAGUAAUAUCGAAAUUUGAAAGCGAAACUUGGCCGACAAACCCUAGUCUUUAUUUUUUGAUUAAUGUUAGGCAAAUAAACUAUCAAAAAGGCUCAAACAGUGUUCUGUGAGUUAAACGGAUCUGUGUUCAUACACCAUCUUCAUUAGUUAAAUAAACUUGCGGAAUUUCGUUUGCUUUAGGCUGUAAAUAGCAGUGGUGUAGUGUAAAGUAGGCCUCUAUUGGUUGGCUUUGUGAUCCUUUAAUGGAAAUUCUCAGGCCACAUCUAGCAGUUAACUGACAUCCCUAUUAAUCUGCUCAAGAAGUUGACACUAGAGUUUUGGCUUCUCUGGUUCAAUAUCUGAACAAACAUUUUUCCAAACCUCGGAGCAGCUGUCCGUUCCCUUGACUGGACACGCUAGCCAGUAACUUAACAGCAGAAUGCUGGUAGAACUCAGCAGGACAAUCAACAUCUGCAGAGACAAAGGGUAGAAGUCAAUGAUUUGGGUCGAGACCCAGCAUCAAGACUCAAGAUGGAGGAUCUCAACCUGAAGUGUCGACUUACGCCUUUUGCUUCUGCAGACGCUGAUUGACCUGCUAAAUUCUUCUAGCAUUCUGUGCUUUCAUUCCAGAUUCCAGCAUCUGCAGUAUCUUCUGUCUUCAGCCAGUAGCUAAUAUGGGCUCCGUUAGACCAAAUCACUUGUCCUGUUAGACUGCAAGCUGGAGGCCUUGGUUUGGACGACAUUCCCCCUCCAACAACCCGCCGUCCCAUCAACCCCUGUCAUUGACUGCCAAUUCUCACGUUUUUCAUUGGCCCUCUAAUGGUCUUCUGCUAUCUCAGACAUUUCACAGUGAGCGAACAGGGUUCGAGCAGCAGGAUAUUGGUUUUGCUAGAUUUGACCUUAUUGUACCAGUGCAUGACUUCACAUUGUAUUGUUUCAGGAUAAUUUGUUUCCUUUCAUCAGGUUUUAAAGCUUGUCAUGUUUGGUUUCUCUUUGGUAUAUAUAUCGCGCACACAAGGUUAUUAACUGUAUACAGCCAAAGGGUGCAGAUUGUUAAUGAAGCACAUAAUAAAGAAUUCUUGUAUCGGA